This is a messenger RNA of Seriola dumerili (greater amberjack), 3467 nucleotides long. RefSeq names its product golgi associated PDZ and coiled-coil motif containing (gene gopc). Lineage: Eukaryota; Metazoa; Chordata; Actinopteri; Carangiformes; Carangidae. Gene Ontology annotation, biological process: negative regulation of protein localization to cell surface. The transcript has 9 exons. Gene Ontology annotation, molecular function: transmembrane transporter binding. The coding region runs from base 237 to 1571 and encodes 444 amino acids. Gene Ontology annotation, cellular component: Golgi apparatus; membrane; trans-Golgi network transport vesicle. The record is from RefSeq and is a predicted model, not a curated record.
UAGUCGAGAGUCUGUUGCGGGACUUCCUGGUCAGACUGUGUUUUCACCAGAAUUAGAGACGCAGUUUGUCACACUCCUCUCCGCCAACCCGACAGACAGUCUAGUCAUUGGGUUUCAGCGUUAUUUCCACUGUUAUUUCACCAGUGGUCAGCAGAGGGGGGAUCCAUUAACGUUACUCACCAUCAAAGUUAGCUUGUAAGCUAACGCUAACGUUUGGGCUUUGCUGUGAUUUAGCCAUGUCCGCUUCGGCUGGAUGCUCCCCGGCGGGCCACAGCUCGGGCCUCGGCCCCGGUAUGUCCAUGUUUCGCUGGCUAGAGGUGCUGGAGAAAGAGUUUGACAAGGCCUUUGUGGACGUGGAUCUGCUGCUCGGAGAGAUAGAUCCAGAUCAAGUCGACAUUACGUACGAGGGUCGGCAGAAGAUGACCAGCCUCAGCUCCUGUUUUGCUCAACUGUGUCACAAAACCCAGACGGUUUUCCAACUCAACCAUAAACUAGAGGCUCAGCUGGUGGACCUGCGUUCUGAGCUGACGGAGGCUAAGGCUGAGCGGGCAGUGGUGGACAGGGAGGUCCAUGACCAGCUCCUGCAGCUCCAUGCUCUCCAGCUGCAGGUUCACGCCAAGCAAGGCCAGGCUGAAGACUCUGACACCAUCAAGGGCAGACUGCCUGCUCCAGCAGUGGAAGAGAUGGAACAGGAGCUCGAGGCCAGUAAGAAGGACAAAUUAGCAGAGGCAAGGCUAGAGGCAGAGGUGAGACUAUAUAAGAAAGAAAAUGAGGCCCUCCGCAGGCACAUGGCGGUACUGCAGGCCGAAGUGUACGGAGCCAGACUGGCGGCCAAAUACUUGGACAAGGAACUGGCUGGCAGGGUGCAGCAGAUCCAGUUACUAGGCCGUGACAUGAAAGGACCGGCACACGACAAGCUGUGGAACCAGCUAGAGGCAGAGAUUCACCUUCACCGCCAUAAGACUGUCAUCCGAGCAUGUAGAGGUCGCAAUGAUCCUAAGAAACCUCUCCCCUCCCCCGUGGGGCAUGACCCAGACAUGUUGAAGAAAACCCAAGGAGUAGGCCCCAUCAGAAAGGUGGUGCUAGUCAAAGAUGACCAUGAGGGACUGGGAAUCUCCAUUACAGGCGGGAAGGAGCACGGUGUUCCCAUUUUAAUUUCAGAGAUCCAUCCGAGUCAGCCCGCAGACAGAUGUGGAGGUCUGCAUGUCGGAGAUGCCAUCCUCGCUGUCAACAGCAUCAAUCUGCGAGAUGCCAAACACAAGGAGGCUGUCACCAUUCUGUCCCAGCAGCGAGGACAGAUAGAGUUUGAAGUGGUGUACGUGGCUCCUGAGGUGGACAGUGAUGAUGAGAAUGUGGAGUAUGAAGACGACAGUGGCCAUCGCUACCGGCUCUACCUGGAUGAGCUGGACGACAGCAGCACAGCACCACCUAGCAACAGCUCUGCAUCUCUGCAAGCUCUGGAGAAGAUGUCACUGAACAAUGGACCAGAGAAUGGAGAUACUGGGAUCUCCAGUGAGACCCCCUCAGAGGAAACCCCCUCAAAGCCUCCUGAGACUGACUGCUCCUUCUAGAGGCUCAGCCAUUGUUAUUUGGAGAGACAACAAGGAUUGGAGGGGAAAUCCCUCUCAAAGAACUGAAUCAAAGGAUUCUCUGAGAAACCCAGGAACAAGGGAAAAUGAACAGAAAGCGUCUGUUUUCCCUUCUUCCUCUUGGUGUUCUAGGAUGGUAGGAUUUGGGGGUUUAGCCUGGGCAUGUGGCAAUGAUGUGGGGUAAAAUACAUAUUUGAAGAAGCAGAGGUGUAAAGAUAUGUAGAGGAGGGAGUGAUACUGAACAAUGUUUUUUGAGAUAUUUUAUGAAGAUACUUAUGGGAAUCGUCAGGACAGCUGUAUAUGAGAAGAGAGGAUGCUGUCCUGGAGGCUCAGACAUCAGAGGAAGAGGUUACUCAUAGUUGAAAAUGUCUUUCAGGGAGACACUUGUGAGUGUUUUGCUUCUGUUUGUAUAGUUAUUCAUUUCGUCUUGACAACUUUAUGACAAUACGACAUUGUCUUGUAGGGAUCCCGGGAGAGGCCAGGAAAAUAUCUUUAAAGACUGUUCUACUCGAAGAGAAUAAAUCUGUUGACAAGGCUCUCACACAAGUGAUCAUUGUACCUAGCAACAGCAAGGCCGUUCAUUCACAUUCAGGUGAGAUGUUAAAAAGUCCAAUGAAAAAACUGUAGUGAAAUAAACAUCAAAUGAAAAAAUGCAGUAAAAUCUUUUUUAAAACGCAUAUAAAACCUAAGCAGGUAGGUAGGAAGGUCGUCUGUUGAAUCAUGUAUCCAGGGUCAAAUAUCCAACAACUACAUAAAGGAACAUACUAAACACUGAAAGAGUCUUUCUCUAUGGUUAUCCAUAAAAUGUAGAACAUUCUUUCAUGUGAUGUAAUUUACCCUCUGGUGACUGCUCUUACCUUUUGACAACAGUGGCUGUGAAAAAGAGAAUUGUAUCUGCAUCACACUGCAGCCGUCUCUGUCUGUGAGGGCAGCAUGAGUCGUAAAGCUUUGACAGGUGCUGUCUCAUCUUUUGUCUAACGUUUUCAGUCAUAAGCGGUCACCUUUUUAAUGCUACGUUCAGGGGAUCCUGGUCAGGUCAUGAAGCUCUUCAGAGCAAAGCAAUCAGAGACUGAAGAUGAUGCCAUAUGUCAAUUUUAGGCAGAACGGAACAAGUCAAGACAUUUUUUAUUUCAGUGACUGUACUUGUCAUACUAGUGUAUGACCUCCAACCUGGUCGUGGUGUUGAAUCCUAUUUGGAAUGUGGUGACUGUAGGUGGAUGUUCCUUUGACCCAUUCUCCCGCCAGAGCUUUUUAGCCUUGUUCCAUCACUAACAUAUUUUGGCAUGUCACUGUAUGUUGAAUAUACAGGGGUGGGCCACAAUAACACUUGUAUGAUAUAAUGUAAUUGAAUACAAUCAUUUUUAAUAAUGGGGUCUUUCUUAAUUUGUGUGUAUUGCUGUAUACUUUGUUAUUGUUUUUUUAUGGUAUCACAUUAAGUUCUAUUGUAACACACUGUAUUUUGUCAGGAACACUUCACAGUAAUUUAAUGCAGUAAAGUACAACAAAUUGCAAAGUACUCUACAACGAGUUAAGAGGUCAGUCAGCCCCUCCCUGACACCAGCCUCACCAGUGUACUGUUUGAUAUAAGAUAUCCAGUUGAAUAUUUUGUGGUGCCCAGCUCUUGUGUCUGUUGGCACCACUGCUACCUGCCAGUGUUCUGACCCGAAGGAGCACGAGUAAGUGGAACCCUUAGUAUGACUCUGUGACCUAACAGCAUUCACAUGUCGGUCUCUACUUGCUUUUUCCUACUGUGUUCCCUCGGCGCUUGGUUUGUGUCUCUAAACUCUUCACAUACAGUAUAUGAUGUGCAUCUUUAUAAGUAAUGUAUUCAAGCUAAACAAUUUAUUUAGCCUUUAAAUAAAGUUUGUUUUCAAUUUG